AUGAGCGGCGGCGGCGGGAGGGCGGGCGUGAAGAUGGAGGCGCCCUUCUACCCCGAGGAGGGGCUGGAGCUGCUGCCCGACUUCGUGCCGCUGCACGGCUUCGGCGCCGGCGGCCCGGGCGCGGAGGCGGCGGCCGCGCACAAGCUGCUGCUGGGCGCUGGGAAGAAGCGGGACCUGGCUGCCGCCUCCCCCGCGCCGCUGCCGGGGCCCUUCGCGCUGCGGCCGGCCGGGGCCGGGGUCGGAGCCCGCUCCGCCGCUGCCCUGCGCCUGCUCCCCGCCGCCGCCCCCCCGCCGGGCGCGGGGCCCCGGGGCGGCCCGGAGGCGGCGCUGGUGGCGCCGGGCGCCCCGGCCGAGCUGCCCCUGCUCAAGCUGCCGCCCGCCGCCGACCUGGAGCAGCUGCUGAUCCAAGGCGCCGGCCCCGCCAGCCCCGGCCCCACCGCCGCCGCCGCGGGGCCCUUCCUGUACCGGCAGCAGGUGACGCAGGAGCAGGAGGGCUUCGUGGACGGGUUCGUGAAGGCGCUGGCCGACCUGCACAAGCAGAACCAACUGCUGGGCGCGCCGCUGUCGCCGCCCGGGCCCUGCUGCGCCGCGCGGCCCGCGCCGCCUCCCCCCGCCGCCGCCGCCGCCGACCCGCCCGCCGUCUACACCAACCUCGGCAGCUACAACCCCGCCGGGCCGCUCAGCCCCUCAGGCGGCUCCUACCCGCCCGCGCCGCCCGGCCUGCCCUUCUCGCCGGCGCUGGCCGGGGCCGGGAGGCUGCCGGCGCGGGCCCCGGAGGAGCCGCAGACCGUGCCUGAGGUGCAGGCGCCGCCGGCCGAGGCGGGGGGCGCGGGGACGCCGCCGCCACUGUCGCCGCUGGACGCCGAGAGCCAGGAGCGGCUGAAGGCGGAGCGCAAGCGGCUGCGGAACCGCAUCGCGGCCUCCAAGUGCCGGCGCCGCAAGCUGGAGCGCAUCGCGCGGCUGGAGGAGAAGGUGAAGGCGCUGAAGGGGCAGAACGCGGAGCUGGCCGCCACCGCCAGCCUCCUGCGCGCCCAGGUCAGCCAGCUGCAGGGCCGCGUCCGCAGCCACCUCUCCAGCGGCUGCCACAUCAACGCCUCCGCCUCAGCGCCUCCCGCCGAGGGCCCCGCCGAGCCCGCCGCCGCCGCCGCGCCCGAGACCAGCGCCUGCUGAGGGGCCCGAGCCAGGACGAGAAAGACCCGGCCCGGCCCGGCUGCCCACAGCAGCGGGAGCCCCCCGGGGAGAGCUGUCCGCUCCUCGCCCCACGCCUUUCGGGGCGCGGGGAGGCCCUGGGCGCAGAGGUUAGGAGGGGCUGUUGACAAAAGAGCUGUUCGGGACCUAGGCUGAAGGUUGCUGCUUAUUUAUUGAUGCCUGGAAAGGAAGGACGCUGGGCUCUAGACGUCUUGUUAAGACAACCAACCUGUGAAAUAUUGAUUUGAAUAUGGAGAAUGUCUGUCACAUCUAGAAGUCAAAAAAUGGCUGUGGAAUUCAAGGUUGGUGUCUCUUACCUUGCUCAUACUUUUGAAUUGAGUCGUAAAUCCUUCUCUUUCCCUUAACUGGAGUGUGUUUUAUAUAAUCCUUUAUAUAAUGUUUCACAAUCUUUCUGCUGAGCUUCCUACCUUCAACAUCAGUGAGGUAGGUAAUGUUAAGCAUUAUCUUGCAAUGGCCAGAAGCUGCAGCAGAGGAAAUUUCAGUUGGAGAUUAGGAGGAACUUUCUGACCAUGAGGUUAGUCAAGUAUUGCAACAGGCUAUCUAGAGAAGUAGUGAAAUAUCCAUUCCUGGAUGUUUUCAAGAGCAGUUUGGAGAGACACUUGGCUGGGAUGGUUUAGUCAGGGAUGAUCCUGGCUUGAGCAGGGGCUGGACUAGAUGACUUCAUGAGGUCCCUUCCAGGCAUAUUUUCCAGUAAACCCAUGAUCUCUCUUACAAAUAAGAAGAACCAAAGCUAGAAAGCAUUAACAGGUAGGCUUAAUGCUAGAACUCAUUUUCUAUCUGGAUGCCAAAACAAAGUGGCCUGAUUUCUAAAAGUUCAGCAACCAGCAGCAGUAGUGCAACUGGGGCACCAUCCCCAGGCACUGACUUAGAGAGUGCACUAUAAUGAAGGCCUCCUGGGAAAUCUGUGGGUGUAGGAUACCCUCAUGCCCUCCUAGUGCAGCUGCCACUUCUCUUGCUGUGGAAUUCCCUUACCACCAGCACUAGCAGUGGGGUAAGUGGUGGCCGCAGUAGGGAGCUGUGUGAGUGCCUACCAAGUUUGGGAAAUGCUGUCCUACGGCACAAGCUUUACUAGUAAUGCCUCUGACCAGUAACUGGAACUUGGCAGAAUGGUAUAAAAUCAUAUUUUUUCCUUUACCAUUGGCUUGGCCUGAGACCCAUCAUAGGCAAUGCCAGUCCUGGACCAGAGAGGUCUGUUUACUUGUAUAUAAUUUUGCAGCCCUACAGGUUGACAAGUGGGAGCUUUACAUCAUUUUUAUAAAGGGGAGAUUUGCAGCUGCCUAAUGGGGAACAUAGCACUUCUAUGGAUGUUUGGAAGCCAGGAGGAUUGAACCAACCUUAAGAUUGUGUGAUGUAUCUAGAUACAGAAAAGCCAUUGUAAACUGUUCAAAAUAUUAUGCAUCACAGUGAGCAUUCUCUAAGGGUACCUGAACAUGUUGGAGCAAACUUGUAUGUUCAGCAUCACACAUUUCAAAAUGGUGGGGGUGUUUUAAAACUUGUUGAACGAGCUUUAGUUAAAGCACCCCGCAGCCAUUUUGGAACGCUGAAUACAAGUGAUAUUGAGGCAUUUUAAUUAAAGUGGCUGUCCAGGAGCCAGUCUAAUUAAAUUACCCCCCACCCUGGGGCACAUGUAUAGAUGCCAAUUGAAACCUGGCUUUACAGGUAGAAGGAUAUAGGAAAAUUCCUGACUUUUCUGUGAAGUACCUUCAGCUUUUUUUUUCUAUGACCAGAUAUAUUGGGGAAUAUUUAAUGUGAAAUGUGGUAAUAUAAUUGGGCGGAUAUGAAUAAUCCAAUAAGUCGAUUUAAAUUUUCCUUGCUAACACUUCUCUCCUUUUACACCUGCGUGGGGUUCUUGAUGGAAAAAUGGACAUGGCAGACUUCGAAACGAUGAUGUAGAUUUUUCCUGCAGCUUUUUGUAAAUAUCCUUUGCAAGAGGAAGAUGAUUUCUUAACUGGUGGAUAGGAACAACUACAAUAAGGUUUAAACACAGUUUCACUGUAGAGCAUCAAGAAGCAGCAUGACCACAAGCAAUCUAGAUCUUUGAUUUCCAUGUGUGCAAGAUGGUACUUCACAGUACUUUCUCAUUCCCCAACAGUGUUUUAGACCAGUGCUACCUCAAGAGUUUUGUCAGUCACCGACUUGUCAUUGCAACUUCCUAUAGGACUUGGAAAUUCUACAGGACUCCUGGUUUUGAGAUCCCGUGACAGGCCUGUAUGUCUGUGAUAAGCAACAUGGGUUCCCCACAUUCCAGAAAGCUGAAUGAGUAUGUAUCAUAAUACGUUUUAUUAUUAUUAUUGAAGAGGGAAUAGUUCUGUAAAUUAACAAGCUUGAAAUAGUCUCUUCAGCUGAAUUUACACCUUUCUAGGUUUUCCCCAGAUAAAUUUGAUGCUCCCCCUUCCAUAUUUGAACAUCAGCUUUAAGAGUAUUUUAGUCAAGAGAUUGCUUGUUUCCUUAUUUAAGUAUUUUUCUAUACUACUUAUUUCUGGGAAUUCUGCCCCUCCCUGUUGUGUUUGAUGACUGGUAAUUUCAUAAACUCUUUUGAUUCAUUUGACACGAUGGUAACCAUCACAUCACAAUGUAAUUAGGCAGUGUCUGAAUCUGAAUGCAAAACUGAUGAGGUAGAAUUCUGCUCUCUAAUAAAAGUCAAACCUUCCCUUGGGAUUAACUCUGGAAGGCAACUACACCCUGACUUUAAGGAAGCUCUCUAAUUUCAAGACUUUCCUGUGUGUUAUUCCUUAACAUCUAGUUGAGCAUUGGAUGUAGCCGGAAACAAGUUUUUGCUGGUCCCUUGAGGGUUCCUUUGUAUUUAAAAGAUUAGAUAUUGGGACUUACUUAACAGCUGCUCCUUAGCAAGCUACACCCCAGAGUUGUUUUUAUUAGUUGUAAAGUACUAAAUGCUACAUUACUAAAGUACUAAAUGCUACAUACUCUAAAUGCUACAAAAGCAUUUAGAGUUACUCUACAAAAGCAUUUAGAGUUACUCUAACCUGGGAACAACCAGUUAAAACAAAUUUGCCUAUUGAGUUCUGGAUGUUCCCUAAAGUGGCUUUACCACUGUGGCUUUUUUAAACAACUUGGGGUGGGGGAAGAGGAAUAACCAAGUUAGUUUUUAAAUGUUGCAAUACUGUAUUGUGAAAUUACUGGCUUUCACAUGUCCUAACUGAAAAUGAUCAGGCAGCAGCAUUCUGUGACUUGUACUUGGUAUACACAGGAGGUUUACUUAGGAAAGGGAUCCAUUAGCUUUGCAAGGCCAGAAGGGCAUGGGAAGAAUAAUUCAAUACAAAGUGGUUUUAGGGAUUGCUCUGGGAUAAGUGUCCCUGUGUGUUGUCUUGGAUCCACUUCUACAUGAGCUUUCUGAAUCGUGGAAGCCCUAAAGCUGGAGGGUUAAUUAAACUCUGUACAGAUUAAUCAGGAGACCCCACGACGUGAUAUCAAACUAUGUUCAAUUGGUGAUAUAAGAAGUUCCUCCACCUCUCCUGUAGUGUAGACAGGCAAGUAGUUAUUGAGAAUUCUUUUCUGCUGGGCUCUGUUCAUGUAAGGUCAGCUGUCAAGGGCUUUCUGAAAUUUCUUCCUAGGCUGAACAAUUUCCCAAUAUGAGGAUGCCAGGAAUUCACUGACUGUCGUAUACCUGGUAGGCAUUACUGUAGCCCUUACUCUAGGUGGAGCCUGUUUGGUGACUCCUGUAAAGAGGGGUCAGUGUUUGGGCAAGCCCAUACUGGUAAUUAUGAAAACUAGUCAUUAUACAGCAUUUUCUAAGCAAGAAAGAGUUUAACUAGUCUGGUUGCACAUGGUCUGCAGAAUGUCACAGCCUUUGUAAGCCAGCACUGCAGAAGUGAUGGGGUUGGAUAGAACAUUUAAAAUUGUUUUUUGGUUUUUUUUUUAUUGCACAAGGUUUCUUACUUUGUAAAACUGUAAGCUUUUCAAGUUGUGAGCCUGGAGUCCUGUUAAUUGCCACUGGAGUCUAGGGUUCCUACCCUCCCCGCCCCUAGAAAACAAUGUCACUUUACUCCAGAACAGAUGGACAGUAAGACUCUCAUUCUCCAGAGUAAGAAGCAUCUCCUCUGCCUCCCACUUAGCAAGGCUGCUGACUACUAUGAACUAUGAUUUUGUUCAAAAGCUAGAGUAUCCAAAAAAUCUUUCAUUCUCAAAAUAAGCUCAUAUAUAAAUGUAGACUGCAAGCUUCUAUUUUUGCAGAGGUUUCAGACACAUAAUGGGAACAGCUCUCUCUCUCUAAAUGUGUGCGUUCAAAAUAAAUUGUAGGGAAGAGGAUCUAGUAAUCUUUGGCAAGUCAAGUUCUGCUUUGUUACUAGGACAGUGUAAACAGAACUGAUGGGUGGUGGCUUAUUUCUAUGCUUCUCUCCAUUCUUUCAAGUUUCAUAUGUAUUGUACCUUCCUAUUUUUUUGCAUUAUUAAAUUAUUGACCAGUAUAGAAAUGGCUUCACAAACAAUUCCUAGACCUUCCUAUCAGGAGGGAUUUUGUUAUUCAAGCAAAUAAAGUUGAGAUCUUUUUAACAACAUAAGUUUGUAAUUUGCGUGGUUUUAGAUAUACUCAAGGGUUCCCAGUUCUUUUUGAGUAUUUUGGAAUUCUGAUGUACAAAUAACUUCUGUUCAGGCAAUGUUCUUGUACAUGGACCAAGCUAAUUGCUGAACUGACUUUGAGUCAUCUGAUUCUCCAUUUUUGUUCAGGGCAGAUUUCCAUUCCCACCCCCUCUUUACUCCUCCCUGCCCCUGACAAUAUUUGGCUGAUCUCUACCAUGGUAAAAUUCAAUACUUAAAUGAAUGGAAGCUACAGGACUUAAUAACAUUCAACUGAGGAUUGUCUGUUGGACUUUUUUUCAUAUUACUAUUGCAGACUAAGUACUAUUAGAAUCAAAAUAUUUACUAUUCAAAGUGGAAAAUAUUGGUUGAUAAUUUGCACUUGAUUAAAUGUAAAAGUUUAUCUUAAUUUAGUGCUAUGUGUAGAAGCAUACUGUACCUUUUUGAGUUGACUGUAGUGAUAAAUUCAUGUUUACAAGGAUAUUCCUGGUUUCUACUGAUCAGUGGUAGCCUACUUGCUUUAAAAAAUGAAAUUAAUACUGCCAUCAGCAAUCUUGGAAUACUUUUCUCAGUCCUACUGCCACUUGAGACCUAUGGGAAAUUUAUCAUGGACUUGAAGGGAAGCAGGACUGGAUUUAACGCCUUUGUUUUAAGCACUUGUGACUAAAAGGCGACUUGCCUUGUGCUUUGUCAUGUGCUUCUGUGUAUUACAGAAUUUAGAAAUCUGCUCAUUAUCAGUUCGUAACACUAGGACUUGUACUGAGAUUCCUUUUUAAAAAAACCUGGAGGUUUAGAUGUUUUGGAAUGUAUAACAUUCAUCCUCGUGCUGGAAUUGUUUACAUGCAAAAAAAUUACAUAUUUAUGAUUUUUGCUAUCUACAAUGUGCAAUUUUGUACACGUGUUUUAAACUAAAAGAAAAGUUUAUAAGGAAGAUAUUGUAUGUAAAGUAAUUGGCCCUGGGUAUUAUUUCUUUGAUAUAAAUAUCUGAAAGAAUAAAAUUGCUUUAUAUUCAUA
Molecule: messenger RNA, 6756 nt
Organism: Alligator mississippiensis (American alligator)
Lineage: Eukaryota; Metazoa; Chordata; Crocodylia; Alligatoridae
Product: transcription factor JunD-like
Exons: 2
Coding region: 1-1170 (389 amino acids)
Biological process (GO): regulation of cell cycle; regulation of transcription by RNA polymerase II; regulation of cell population proliferation
Cellular component (GO): transcription regulator complex
Molecular function (GO): RNA polymerase II cis-regulatory region sequence-specific DNA binding; transcription factor binding; DNA-binding transcription factor activity, RNA polymerase II-specific
Source: RefSeq, a predicted model, not a curated record